Molecule: messenger RNA, 1247 nt
Organism: Drosophila subobscura
Lineage: Eukaryota; Metazoa; Arthropoda; Insecta; Diptera; Drosophilidae
Product: serine hydrolase-like protein
Exons: 2
Coding region: 127-1128 (333 amino acids)
Source: RefSeq, a predicted model, not a curated record
CUCAGUCUGUGCAUAGACCUUUGAGCGAACGGUCGCCCAAAAUAGAAAACAAAAGCUAAAAAUAAGCAAAUUUAAAUUUUCACAGAGGUAAUACUGCAGAUAAGACAGACACCAGCAGUAUAGUUUAUGAGCAGGAUGGGCACUCUAUCGCUGGAUGAUUUCAAAGCGGUGAAAAUUCCCGUGCCAUGGGGUCACAUAUCGGGUCGCUGGUAUGGCAAUCGAACGGAACGACCCAUUCUGGCCAUUCACGGCUGGCAGGACAAUUUGGGAACCUUUGACCGACUGCUGCCCCUGCUGCCCGACUAUUUGGGCAUCCUGUGCAUCGAUCUGCCGGGCCACGGCAGGUCCUGCCACCUGCAGCCUGGCAUGCACUACAGCGUCGAUGAUUAUGUCGACAUCAUUCCGCGCGUAAUGAAGGAAUAUGGCUGGCAAAAGGUCUCCCUGUUGGGCCACUCCAUGGGCGCCAUUCUGAUGUUUGUCUUUGCGGCCCUGGCGCCGCAUGCUGUGGACAUGGUCAUAUCGCUGGACAUUCUAAUAUCCGAGUGCAGGCAGCCGGAGGGCAACAAUCUGCGGCUAGCCGCACACAACAUGGAGAAGCAUUUGGGUGAGGACGAGCGACUGGUGGGAGGCUGCAGCCGCGAACCGCCCGCCUACACGCUGCAGAAGAUGUGCAGUGCCCUGGCCAAGGGCAGCUUCAACUCGGUGCGCCAGGAGGUGGCCCACCACAUGCUGCACCGCCAGGUGACCCGGUCUCGGCUGUAUCCCGGAAAGUAUUACUUUUCACGGGAUGGGCGGAUAAAGUUCAUAAACCACGCCUACCUCGAUAACGGACUCUUUGCGGAGAUGGCGCGUCGCAUCGAAACGAAUCCCUACCUCGUCAUCAAGGCCUCCGAUUCGCCGUUUGUCGGGCCCAGCGAGGCCUUAUCUAUUCUGACUGCCAAUAAUCCAAAUUUUGAGUUCCACGAAGUGCAGGGCACCCAUCAUGUGCAUCUCAAUGAGCCCGAAAAGUGCGCUCAAUAUAUUGUGCCCUUUCUCAUUCGCCAUCGACCGCCGCCUACACUCAAUAGCUGGUCCAAGGAGCAGUCGUUGCUGGCAAAAAAGAUAUUCCAUGCCAGCAGCAAACUCUGAAGUAGCGUUACAAAUUCCACUCAUAAAUGUAGGUACGAUUAAGAUAUUUCUGGUAUUUCUUUUUGCGAGUUGCGUUGCUGUGCAGCGUGGGUGGAUCGAAUGUUUGUGCGAUUUGCAAA